CAUGGCAACGCAAAACAACAUGCAUUUGAUUUCGUAGUUUUACUAGAGAUGUCGUUCUCAUUCGCCGUGAACAUUGAACUUAUGGUGGAUCUGCUUGAAUUCGUAAAAUAUGGAGGAUGUUCCCGCUGAAGCACCAGAACAUUGCCCUGGCACUCAGAGCGAAUCUGCUGGAAAAGUGUCAGCAUGUCAAGGUUGUCCAAACCAAUUGAUAUGUUCAUCAGGUGCAGCAAGAGGACCCGAUCCAGGGAUUGAACUAGUCCGUAAAAGAAUGGAAUCUGUAAAAUAUAAGAUUCUUAUCUUGUCUGGGAAAGGUGGUGUGGGGAAGAGUACUUUCACAUCAUUGCUUGCACGUGGACUGGCUGCAGCUGAUUCUGAUAGAAAUGUGGCCAUUCUAGAUAUCGACAUCUGUGGACCUUCAGUUCCACGUGUGAUGGGUGUUCUGGGUGAACAGGUCCACCAAAGUGGUUCAGGAUGGUCUCCUGUUUAUGUGGAGGAUAACUUGUCUGUUAUGUCCAUUGGAUUCCUACUAUCAAGUCCAGAUGAUGCAAUCAUAUGGAGGGGACCAAAGAAGAAUGGCAUGAUCCGACAGUUCUUGAGCGAAGUGGACUGGGGUGUGCUGGACUAUCUUGUGAUAGAUACACCCCCAGGAACAUCUGAUGAGCAUCUAUCAGCAGCACAAUAUUUGUUAAGUGCUGGACUGACAGGCGCCAUCAUACUGACAACACCACAUGAGGUGGCAUUGCUAGAUGUGCGAAAGGAAAUAGACUUUUGUCGCAAAGUCAACAUUCCUCUGCUAGGUGUUGUAGAGAAUAUGGCAGCUUUUGUAUGUCCAAAGUGUAAGACGGAAACUGCCAUAUUCCCAGCAAAUACAGGUGGAGCUACCAAGAUGGCAGAGGAGUUGGGGGUUCCAUUCUUAGGUAGUUUGCCAUUAGACUCCCGCCUGGCUCGUAGCUGUGAUGAAGGAACCAAUUUCUUGAUUGAUGUACCAGAUUCUCCUAUGACAGUGGCAUUCAACAAGUUGUUGACAGAUGUUGUUAAAGCAUGUGAAGAAUCCAGAAACAACUGAUUUAUUAUAACAUGAAGUCAUCUAUUAAGUUUUCAUGGAUGUGUAAAUAAUUUUUUUAUUUGUACUGAACCUCACAAAUAUUGUUAGUGAAUCCAUAAAACAGUUAAAUUAUAUUUUUCUAAAGUAUGGAGUUUGGGGUUGGACUUUUCAGUAUAGCAGUUGUCAUGUAAUGUAGUUGUUACAAAUGUAUCUGAAGAAUUACCACCUCUCCAGCAAGAGUUGAAGAGUACUCUGAAGGUGGAGGCAAUAUGUACCUCUGAAACACUGGUAACCACCUACAAGACUACAUGACAUCACAACUCAGAAGACCACUACCAGCAACUUCACACUUCUGAGAACUUCAAUUCUCAGUGCCUGUAUAUGACCUAUAUUUGUAUAGUACAAAUAAAAGUGUAAUUAAUAUAUGUAAA
Molecule: messenger RNA, 1476 nt
Organism: Zootermopsis nevadensis
Lineage: Eukaryota; Metazoa; Arthropoda; Insecta; Blattodea; Termopsidae
Gene: Nubp1
Product: NUBP iron-sulfur cluster assembly factor 1
Biological process (GO): iron-sulfur cluster assembly
Cellular component (GO): cytosol
Molecular function (GO): ATP-dependent FeS chaperone activity; 4 iron, 4 sulfur cluster binding; ATP binding
Source: RefSeq, a predicted model, not a curated record